AUGGCAUCAUCCACAGAGAAAGAGACCCUCCAAAAUGCAGCUGGCCAACUCCGCCUCGUCAAUCACUUCAAGGCUCACUCGCCAGAUAACCAACCAGCAGGAUGGUCCAAUCUGUGGGACACAGAUAGCAGCAAUCUCUGGGAUAGAGGCAUGCCCUCGCCUGCACUGAUUGAUUUCAUAGAGGAGAGAGUUAACCUGCUUACGAAGGACGGGAGGAGGAAAAAGGCACUUGUUCCUGGCUGCGGAAAAGGCUACGAUGUAGUCAUGCUCGCGCUCCAUGGCUUCGAUGUCUUCGGACUCGAAGUAUCAGAAACAGGUGCUUCUGUCGCGAGGGAGUAUGCACAGAGUGAAUUGCAAAGUCCGCAGGACUACAACUUCGGUUCCCACUUUAGGGAAAGCCCAGGAGUAGGGAAGGGCGAAGUGACCAUUCUCCAGGGAGACUUUUUCAAAAGGGACUGGGAGAGCGAGAUGCAGUUUGAUUUGAUUUAUGACUAUACGUUCCUUUGUGCGCUUCAUCCGAAUGUACGUCGUCAGUGGGCUGGGAGGAUGGCUGAUUUACUUGCUCCGAAUGGGCAGCUUGUUUGUCUUGAGUUUCCGUUGUUUAAGGAUCCGAAGAUGCCUGGUCCGCCUUGGGGGUUGAGGGGGGUGCAUUGGGAUUUGUUAGCGGAGGGUGGGGAUGGAAUUGUUGGUGGAGAUGUUGGUGAGGAUGUGAAGGGUGAGGAGAAGGGCGUGUUUGAGCGGUUGUUGUAUCUGAAGCCAGAGAGGUCGUAUGCGAAUGGGAAGGGGACGGAUAUGUUGAGUGUGUGGAUUAAGAAAUCUACCUAG
Molecule: messenger RNA, 825 nt
Organism: Aspergillus caelatus
Lineage: Eukaryota; Fungi; Ascomycota; Eurotiomycetes; Eurotiales; Aspergillaceae
Product: S-adenosyl-L-methionine-dependent methyltransferase
Exons: 4
Coding region: 1-825 (274 amino acids)
Molecular function (GO): thiopurine S-methyltransferase activity
Source: RefSeq, a predicted model, not a curated record